Molecule: messenger RNA, 1036 nt
Organism: Elaeis guineensis (African oil palm)
Lineage: Eukaryota; Viridiplantae; Streptophyta; Magnoliopsida; Arecales; Arecaceae
Product: glutathione S-transferase U10
Biological process (GO): glutathione metabolic process
Cellular component (GO): cytoplasm
Molecular function (GO): glutathione transferase activity
Source: RefSeq, a predicted model, not a curated record
AGAGCUUUUGGAGAUCAUUGGGUGCAGGCCGCAAGAAAGAUGGCAGAAGCGAAGGAAGUAAAAUUGUAUGGGCAUUGGUCCAGCCCCUACAGUGUCAUGGUCCAAUAUGCCCUCAAGCUCAAGGGCGUGGUCUACGAGUACGUGGAGGAAGACCUCCAGAACAAGAGCGAGUCGCUCCUUGAGCUUAAUCCGGUCUACAAGAAGGUGCCAGUCCUUGUGGUGGAUGGCAAGCCAAUAGCGGAGUCACUCGUCAUCUUGGAGUUCAUUGAGGAGAUGUGGAAGGAACCACCAUUUCUCCUUCCAGAGGAUCCCUACAAGAAAGCUAAGGUCCGAUUUUGGGCUGAUUUCUUCUACCAGAAGUUGGUUCCCGCUUUCUAUGCUAUCAUGCGAUCUGAAGGCGAGGCACAGGAGAGGACAACCAAGGAAUUCACAGAACACCUGACCACUUUAGAGAAUGGCAUCCAAAAGGACUUACCAAGUGAAGGCCCAUUCAUCAAUGGAGAGAAGCCUGGCCUCCUCGAUGUGAUCGUGGGCUCAGCUUCCGGAGCAUUUAGGGUGGUCGCAGAUCUUGUUGGAAUGGAACCACUGGAGAGGGAGAAGGUGCCACUCCUGCACUCCUCGGUAGCUUCAUUCCUAGACCUUGAAGUGACCAAGGACAUAGUUGUUCCCCAUGAAAAGGUGAUCAACCGCGUCCGUGCCAUGAGGGAGAAGGCUCUGGCAUCUGCUCCUAAGUAACCUAUUUUGUGGCCGAGCAUGAGAAUGUCUACUUUCCCCGAGUUGGCAGCGUCACCAACUUUAUUGCGAUGUUUGGUUUCAGUACUUGUGGACUCUUUUGUUAUCAUGUCCUUCAAUAAGAGCCGUAGUUGUUUGUUGUUGUGAAUUCGAGUUCUGGUAAUGUUAUGAAUUCACAGCAAGAUAUUACAUGAGCUGAGCGACAUGAAAACUAGUAGGCAUAAGAACAAAUCUAAAUCCCAUGCUUUUUACCCAGCAACAAGGGAAAGGUCAAGAAAUCAGAGAUAUUUUGAUUGUCCUCUUA